Ornithodoros turicata is the source of this 932-nucleotide messenger RNA. RefSeq lists its product as uncharacterized. The transcript has 3 exons. Gene Ontology annotation, biological process: signal transduction. The record is from RefSeq and is a predicted model, not a curated record. NCBI's taxonomy places the organism in Eukaryota, Metazoa, Arthropoda, Arachnida, Ixodida, Argasidae. Gene Ontology annotation, molecular function: protein binding. Bases 174 to 851 code for a protein of 225 amino acids.
GGUCGGGUCUGUGAAUUCACGUGGAGUGCUCUAGUACGGAAACGGAGGUUUGGUUCGCACGGUAGUCACUACUUCGCCGCGCUGCAGGCAUAGAUUUUCUGCACACCAUGAGAGAAUGACGUAGACGAAGAGGUAGAUUACUCGCGAGAACGUAAGAAGAAAGCUGUUCACCGAUGUGCAGGGCUUUGGGGCUCCUGCUUCUGCAAGUUGUGCUCCUGCGGCACUGCUCCACGAGGACAACAGACCUAAACGAAGGCCAGCUGCGGCUUGUUGCUGAUAGCCUCACCAUGACGCACUGCAGGCGACUGGUCGAAGCGAUGCGCUCGGACGACGGCAACUCCGUGCUCCUGAGCACUCCUACAGGAGAGAAUGAGCCAAAAUCCAUCUCCUGCUUUCGACUACUGGAGCACUGGAAUAACCACAGGGGCCCAAACUCAACCUUUCAAGUCUUGCUGAUGCGCCUGCAGGAGCUUGGACGGCGAGAUUUGGCUGAUGCGCUGGCACAAAAAGUGUACGGCGAGAAGGCCCUGGCUGUGCAAGAGACCCUUCUCGAUAAUCCCUUUAAAAAACUGAGUCCCCCUGGUGGCAGCCUCCACGACAGAAGCCAGUUCAUGUCACUGAAAGAAGCCUUACAAUUAAAUGCAACAUCAGCAACGCAGGAACGCAGCAGCACGUUUGAAGUGGUUGCCUUCUCAUUGUCCGUCUCUCUCAUCAUGCUGCUGGCCGUGUGCAUUUGCGACCGUGUUACCAGCAGGUGUACCAUCAAAAUCCCACGGUACAAUGCACGUCGCAGCCAGUCCGAUGAAAACUUCAGCGACUCUACCAUGCAUCUUUUGCCCAACGCUGUUUAAACCUUGCACUUGUCUUAGGCUGUGUAAAACUCAAAAACCGUGUCAUUUCUUUGGGUGGAAUUAAAGCGGAACUCACAUCUC